Anoplophora glabripennis (Asian longhorned beetle) is the source of this 1854-nucleotide messenger RNA. Its product is annotated as pro-resilin-like. Bases 1 to 1440 code for a protein of 479 amino acids. The record is from RefSeq and is a predicted model, not a curated record. Gene Ontology annotation, cellular component: extracellular matrix. The transcript has 8 exons. NCBI's taxonomy places the organism in Eukaryota, Metazoa, Arthropoda, Insecta, Coleoptera, Cerambycidae.
AUGGAUAAGGUACUAACAUUUUUGGUUUUGAUAUGGAGCGUUUCUGUAAGGACGGAACCACCAGUGAAUUCGUAUUUGCCACCUAGUAAUGGUGGUUAUAAUGGUGGACCACCCAGUUCAGUCUAUGGUCCACCGGGCUAUCAGCCUGGUCCUGCGAUAGGCAAUGGAAAUGGUAAUGGCGUAAAUGGUAAUGGAAAUGGAAACGGUAAUGGCGGUAAUGGCAAUGGUAAUGGCGGUAAUGGAAAUGGCAAUGGUAAUGGCGGUAAUGGCAAUGGUAAUGGUCAUGGCAAUGGCAAUGGCAAUGGCGGAGCUCCCAGCCUUGUUUACGGAGCUCCAAAUGGCAAUGGUUAUCAAGUAGACAGUGACCAAAGACCGGGUACUAGUUAUCUUCCACCCAAUGGUAAUGGCAAUGGAAAACCAGGCCCCGUUUAUGGUGCGCCAAGCAAUGGUAACGGUAACGGUGGUAGAAAUGGAAACGGUAACGGUGGUAGAAACGGAAACGGUAACGGCGGUAGAAAUGGAAACGGUAACGGCGGAAAUGGAAAUGGUAACGGCCACGGAAAUGGAAAUGGCAAUGGAAAUGGUAAUGGAAAUGGUAAUGGAAAUGGUAAUGGCAAUGGUAGACCUAGUUCUGUUUAUGGACCUCCAAAUGGUAAUGGAAAUGGUAGACCUGGUCCAGUAUAUGGUCCUCCCACCAACGGUAACGGAAAUGGACGUCCAAGUCCAAAAUAUGGAGUACCAAAUGGUAACGGCAAUGGAAAACCGAAUUCAGUGUAUGGUCCACCAAGAAAUGGAAAUGGCUUCGCAAAUGGUAAUGGCAAUGGUAACGGUAAUGGCAACGGUAAUGGCAACGGCCAUGGCAACGGCCAUGGCAACGGCCAUGGCAACGGCAACGGUAACGGCAACGGUAACGGCAAUGGUAACGGUAACGGUAAUGGUAAUGGGGGACCGGGUGCUGCUUACUUACCCCCAUCUAAUGGCAAUGGAAAUGGAGGAUACCAGUACAAUGGAAACGGUGGACAAAACGGGGAGAGUACGGAACCCGCUAAAUACGAGUUUGAAUACGAAGUAAGCGAUCCAGAGAGUGGUGUUCAAUUCGGCCACAAAGAACAGCGAGAUGGAGACUUUACCACAGGCGAGUACAAUGUUCUUCUUUCAGACGGUAGGACGCAGAUAGUGGAAUACGAGGCAGAUACAGAUGGAUAUAAACCAACGAUCACUUAUGAAGGUGGUAAUGGAAACGGAAAUGGAAAUGGAAACGGCGGAUACCCCAGAGGACCAAAUGGCAAUGGAUAUAACGGGUACAAUGGCAAUGGCAAUGGUGGUCACAAUGGCAAUGGAAACGGUGGUAACGGCAAUGGUGGAAAUGGCAAUGGUAAUGGAAAUGGAAACGGAAACGGCGGUUAUCCAGGGAGUAACGGCAAUGGAGGCCCCUACUGAAUGCCAGAUGUUUAAUCUUUUCUCUGAUACCUUACUGAAGCUGAUCGAAAUUAUAAGAAUAUGUGAAACUGCGUCUAACUAAGAAGUACAUUUUCAUUUUUCUUCUUGUAAAUUUAGUCACUCUUUCUGCAGAUACUUCUUCAAUCUUUAGCUUACUUCAUUAUUAUAAUAUUAAGAUUGCACCGUCAAAAUACAAUUUUCUUAUAUAAUACCUCCAUUUGUGCAGCAUCUUGUAUCUCAUAUAGCUCAAAAUGUCAAUGAUAUGUAUAUACUUCAUCAACAUAGUAUUAUUAAUUCUAGUAUUUUUUAUAUAUAGUUAUGUACUGUUAUUACUUUUAAGGCAAUGCAUUAGGUAUAACUAGAUAUAAGGCAUUUAUCUAAGUGUUGACGACUGCUUUGUUUAAAGGAACAGAU